Molecule: messenger RNA, 1922 nt
Organism: Mugil cephalus (flathead mullet)
Lineage: Eukaryota; Metazoa; Chordata; Actinopteri; Mugiliformes; Mugilidae
Product: trace amine-associated receptor 1-like
Exons: 1
Coding region: 146-1075 (309 amino acids)
Biological process (GO): G protein-coupled receptor signaling pathway
Cellular component (GO): membrane
Molecular function (GO): trace-amine receptor activity
Source: RefSeq, a predicted model, not a curated record
AUGUGUGUCUUACGUGUGUCAUUUACAAUGCAGACAUGGGUUUUUUCUCACAGAAAGAAAUGUUACGUUCAGUACACUUAUUAGUUCAUUGUUGUCUGUUUAUGGAAAACUGAACUGUUUGUUGAGAUUUCAGGUGGGUGGCCUCAUGGAGUCUUUUAACAUGACAGACUUAAACUGGAACUUCUGUCCAGCCAAAAAUAACAUAUUAUGUGCGUUACUCUAUAUUUCUAUUUCCUUUUUGACUGCAGUGACAGUAUGUGGAAAUCUUCUUGUGAUAAUCUCUAUCAUUUAUUUUAAACAGCUCCACACUCCUACUAACUACCUUAUCCUCUCCCUAGCAGUGGCUGACCUGCUAAUAGGAGCUUUAAUCUUUCCUUUUAAUAUGGCAUUUUCUGUAAAAACGUGUAUGUAUCAGAGCACUUUAAAAUGCUUAAUACAAAAGGCCUUUGACUUUAUAGUCAGUUCGUCUUCCAUUCUAAACUUGUGCUGUAUUUCGAUUGAUAGAUAUUAUGCAGUGUGCCAUCCUUUAAUAUAUAAAACUAAAUUAACUGAUCAUGUUUCCACGAUGAUGGGCCUGGGGAGCUGGGCUGUUUCAGUUUUAUUUGGAAUAUGUAUAUUUUUAAUGGAUUAUUAUUACGAUUUAUGUAGAAUAGGGUGUUUUUUCAUGAGUGGUAUUGUAUCCAUUUUAGCAUUUUAUGUCCCAGCAAUAAUACUGCUCUGUGUCUACUCUAAAAUUCUACUUGUUGCACUGAAACAAGUAUCCAGCCUCCAGAAUGCAACCUCUCAGUCUGGACCGGUUGGCAGUAAGAAGGAGAGAAAGGCAACGAAAACAAUGGCUAUAGUCAUGGGAUUAUUUUUGAUAUGCUGGCUGCCUAUUUUUAUCUCUUACCCCUUUUAUACUUUGAGUAACAUUGUUAUUGAUUUAAUUGAACCCUUUAACUGGUUUGCACUUUCAAAUUCAAUGUUAAAUCCGUUUAUUUAUGCUUUCUUCUACCACUGGUUUAGGUCAGCUUUCAGGAUGAUGAUUUCUAGAAAAAUAUUUCGAGGCGAUUAUGUUAACACAAAGCUGCACUGACUGUUCAUGUCCAUAAAUAUUACUAUAACUAUUAACAAAAUUAACAAAGAUGUUCCAUUCUAUCUUCUGUAUAGUAUUUGUUUCACAGAUGGACUAUUAUUUGUUUCAUUAUUAUUUAUCUCAUGGACUGUUUGUGUGUCUAAUCAGUUAUAGCCGAGUGUCCACAAUAUCGUAAAAAAUCUAUUCUCUAAAACAAGUUUACAAGUUUUAUUUCUGACAUGCUGGCUGCCUCAUUUUAUCUGCCAUCGUUUUUGUUCUUUGAGUAACAUUGUUUGUAAUUUAACUGUUUAACUGGUUUGAACUUUCAAAUUCAAUGUUAAAUCCAUUUAUUGAUGCUUUCUUCUACUGCUCGUUUAGAUUAGCUUUCAUGAUUUCUUGAAAUACAUUUUUAAGUGAUUUUGAUAACAUAAUUCUGCAUCUUAUGUUCAUGUACCUAAUGUAACUGUUAUGAAUAAAAUAAUAAUAAUAUUAUAAUUAUAUCAUAUGCCAUGCCACAUUUACAAUAUUAUGGUCUACAUAUUCUUCACAUCAUGUAACUCUUGUACAUACACAGAAGGUUUAGGUAUUUACAACUGUGCUUUUGUGUUGUCACAUACAGUAACUGUCACUGUCACCUACAAGAAGAAUGAGUUAAAAUAAUCAGUCAAAACACUUACAGACCUUCAUGAGUUAUCAAUAAAUUAUUGUUACUGUUCUCUGGGUAAAUUGUUACUGUUCUCUCAGUAAAUAUGUUUUAACUGGCUAUUUUGUAUAAACCCCUUACAAAGACAUUGUUGCAAUGUGAGAUCACAGUAUCAGUGGGACCUUUGUGUGUUAAUGAGAUUAUAGGUUACACUGUCACCAUUAA